AUGCAUCUCAACCUCAUCAGCCUCACUCUCUGUCUCUCUCCCCUGGCCCUCGCCCUCCCCCCUCACUCCCUCCUCCGCAAGCCACCCAUGACACCGAACACCAACCAAACCGUCGGCCACGCCCUCGUCCACAACACCUGCACCAGCCCCAUCUACCUCUGGUCCGUCGGCUCAACCAUCGGCCCUCAAUCCGCCGUGUCCCCCAACACCACCUACACCGAAGUCUACAGAAGAGACCCCGCGAGCGGCGGGAUCGCGCUGAAGAUCACGCGCGUGGCGGAUGGGCUGUAUACCGCGGCGCCGCAGAUGGUGUUUGCGUACAAUCUCGUGGGAGAGCAGGUCUGGUACGAUCUGUCGGAUGUGUUUGGGGAUCCGUUUCUGGGGAGUCGCGUUCGGGUUGAGUACCGGGGGCUGGCUGGGGAGGCGGAAGACGAGGCGAAGAAGAGCAUUGAGUGGGCGGAUGGGAUGUCGCCGGGGGGGAGUAUGGUGCGGGUUGCGGGCGCAGAGGGAGAUUUGAUUCUGAUGGUCUGUUAG
Messenger RNA from Aspergillus fumigatus Af293, 534 nucleotides. Its product is annotated as Bys1 family protein. Bases 1 to 534 code for a protein of 177 amino acids. NCBI's taxonomy places the organism in Eukaryota, Fungi, Ascomycota, Eurotiomycetes, Eurotiales, Aspergillaceae. The transcript has a single exon. The record is from RefSeq and is a predicted model, not a curated record.